This is a messenger RNA of Phoenix dactylifera (date palm), 486 nucleotides long. RefSeq names its product RING-H2 finger protein ATL64-like. The record is from RefSeq and is a predicted model, not a curated record. Gene Ontology annotation, biological process: protein ubiquitination. Lineage: Eukaryota; Viridiplantae; Streptophyta; Magnoliopsida; Arecales; Arecaceae.
AUGGCAAGGCCAUGUCGAACACUGUCUAGCCGGAGCCUCGGUGGCUCUCCCCCGGAGAAGAAGGCAGGCCAGAACGGAGCACUGUACGUUCUUCUCUUGGCACUCAACGUACUUCUCAUCGUUCUCUUCUACUUCGGCAUCUGGCGUUUCUUCUGUAAGAAGAACCAGCGAGUCGACACCAACGCUGCCACCACCUCUUCCUCUGCUCCUAACUCUCCCAACCUUUAUCCAAGAAAUGGCAGGCUGGAUUCCCGAGUCCUAUCGUCGUUGCCCAUCUUCGUGUACUCCAUCGGCAGCGAGGAGAAGACGGAGUGUGCUGUGUGUUUGAUGGAGUUCAAGGAGGGAGAGGAGGGCCGGCUGCUGCCGAGGUGCAACCAUGGCUUCCACACGGAGUGCGUCGACAUGUGGUUCCAGAGCCACUCCACCUGCCCUCUUUGCCGGGCUUCUAUCGAGUCCGGAGCCUCAGAUUCCAGCGCGGUUGUGUGA